Messenger RNA from Vavraia culicis subsp. floridensis, 1323 nucleotides. RefSeq lists its product as uncharacterized. The coding region runs from base 1 to 1323 and encodes 440 amino acids. The transcript has a single exon. NCBI's taxonomy places the organism in Eukaryota, Fungi, Microsporidia, Pleistophoridae. The record is from RefSeq and is a predicted model, not a curated record.
AUGAUUGUCACGGUCACCAAAAAAGAUCCUUUUUACAGAAAAAUAAUGCUGGUGCUAGCUGUUUUGAUCGGCGGUUUGGUUCUCUUCUCCGCUUUCUACAUGAUUUGGCGGAUUGAGAGCAAACGUAAAAAAAAUAAUAUUUAUGACAAGAAUAAUACCGGAAAAACAGCAAAUAACGCCCAAAGGACCACAGAUAAUGGAAAGAAUGCUACGUAUAAACCAUCCAGUGGCAUUUAUAUGAAGCGUAGCGUGCACAUGAGUAAGGAAAAAAAUGAUAAUGGCAUGUUAGGUGACACGAAUAAACUAUCAAGGAGCACCUCUAACGGGACAGAAAAAGUUAAUGAUGAUGAAAAAGAGAUGAGUGAACAUUCCGAAGAUGUUCUAACCUGCAAAAAAGGAACAACCAGAGAUCCUAAAAAAGAGAAUGAAACCUGUGAAAGGAUCUUACCAAAUACUGGCGAUGAAACAGAAACACAGGACAAAAUUCCUAACAUUUUAGCUUGUAAGGAAAAUAAAGGAGCGGUGAAGCAAAGAGAUAAAUCGCAUGUUAACACACACAGGAAAAUGAGAAUGUAUAAUGGGAUAAUUAUGAAUGGUAGUAACUUCGAGGAAACGCCAAAUCAAGACGAGGAGAAUGGAAGAUAUUGCCAUGCACCUGCUGAACUAAGAAUAAUAAACAAUGAUAUGAAUAAUGGAAGUACGCCCGAAACAUGCGGUGAUUCCAUUUCAUCACGCGUGUUUUAUGGCGUGGCUCAAACGGAUGUGAAUUGUAACGGUGAGGAAGCACAGCAAGGUGUUGGUACCUGUGAUGCUGGUUCAAAACCGCAUGACAAUUUCCAUCUUGUGCUUCCUCAUAAAAAAUGUCAAGAGCAAGCGUGCUUUCCGAUUGACAUGCGAAACGAUUCAUUCAAUGAUAAUUGCAGUUCAAAUGAGUUGCAGAUCACUUCUUGCGAUCAAUCAUGUUCAAAGUGUCCUGAAACGGGCCAGAAUGGAUAUUUUAACGGUUAUACACGUUAUGGAGUUGUCCUAAAUACCAACCCAAGUUUUGCUGAACAUAAAAGAUGUGCUCAUCCCAACGCUAUAGCAGAUGUUGGUAAUCGGAGUGGAAAACAGGGUGAAAAGAGCAACGUAGAGGACACGGGGUUUAGGUUGCCAGAACCAACACCUUCGUUCUCUGAAAUAAGUUUAAAAGAUCGUAUGAAACAAGAUGUUCAGACAGUGAAUGUUAAAGCAUCCUGCCUUGAACAAUUCAACCCACAGCAGUGUCUGCCAAACCUGCAAAAAGAAUGUGAGAGCCGCAAUUGUAUUGCGGAACAAGCCUAG